Sparassis crispa is the source of this 3339-nucleotide messenger RNA. Its product is annotated as Retrovirus-related Pol polyprotein from transposon TNT 1-94. NCBI's taxonomy places the organism in Eukaryota, Fungi, Basidiomycota, Agaricomycetes, Polyporales, Sparassidaceae. Gene Ontology annotation, biological process: DNA integration. The coding region runs from base 1 to 3339 and encodes 1112 amino acids. The transcript has a single exon. The record is from RefSeq and is a predicted model, not a curated record. Gene Ontology annotation, molecular function: nucleic acid binding.
AUGACAUCUCACCGCGAGUGGUUCAUAAACUGCCGUGCCCUCGCUACACCCAAGCGUGUUUACCUCGAAGAUGAGCGCUUUAUCCUCGCCGUUGGUAUCGGUCAGGUCACACUCUGUGCAGCAGUCGACCAUGGCUCAAUGAACACUGGCAUUGUGCAGGAAGUUCUCCAUGUCCCAGAUCUCAAUGGCAACCUGCUCUCUGUCUCGCAGUUUGACCGCAACAGCUACGAUGUUAGGUUCGCUGAUGGUACGUGUCGCAUCAGCAAUGCCCAGGGCCGACUUAGUGCCAUUGGGUACAUGCGGAGAAAUCUCUAUGUUCUCGACGUGACCACGCAGCUCCCCGAGCGUACCUACAUCCUGCAGGCAAAAGAUCUCCCUCCCUCUUACGAUGACUCCAUGGAUGAUCCCCCACUCCACGCUUUUGUUGCUAAGGAGACAACAUCCAGUGCGAGUGCUCAGGUCUGGCAUCGCCGCCUUGGUCACAUCUCCGUAGACUCUGUGCUGAAGAUGGUGCGAAAGGGAAUGGUCAAGGGCAUGUCGAUCGUCGGAGAAAAGGUGAGUAAUGUCACCUGCAAGCCCUGUCUCCAUGGCAAGCAGACACGCCAGCCAAUCCCGAAGGAGUCGGAUGUCGAGAAUCCCCGCGUUCUCCAUCGCACCUACUCCGAUGUCUGUGGUCCCAUGCAGACUCAGACACGGUCCGGCCACCGCUAUUUCAUCACGUUCAUCGAUGGACACACGCACCACCUUGUCGCCAACCUCAUGAAGACGAAGGAUGAAGCGCUUUCACACUUCAAAGCUUUUGUUGAACGAGCUGAGGUCGAGACCGGGCAGCGUGCCAAUAUCCUGCGGACUGAUGGCGGCGGUGAGUACGAGUCGAAGGAAUUCGAAGUGUACCUAAAGGAGAAGGGCAUCCACCAUGAAAAGAUGAAUGCCUACACUCCACAGGAGAAUGGCGUUUCCGAGCGGAUGAACCGCACCAUCGAGGAGAUGGCCAGGAGCAUGCUCAAUGACGCUGGACUGCCGAACACAUACUGGGGUGAUGCUGUGUUACAUGCAGUACACAUCCUUAACUCUGUUCCAAGCUGCACUCUCCCUGACAACCUCACACCACACGAGGCCUACACCAGAAACAAGCCGAGCGUGGCGCACCUCCGCGUUUUCGGCUGCAAAGCCUAUGUCCACAUUCCGAAGGAAAAACGUCAGAAACUCGACUCGAAAACGUUCGAGUGCACGCACCUGGGGUUUGCCGCAAAUCGCAAGGCCUACCGUCUGGUUCACAGAGCGACCGGCCGCAUCGUCGAAUCCCGCGACGUGUAUUUCGACGAAGGCACCGAAGUCGCACCCAGUCGUGUCACAAUUGACAUCACACCUACGCAGGAGGCGCCCGACGCGCGGCCGCAGCUGCCGCCAAGGCCCACUGUCGAAGAUGUCCCAGAUGAAGAUGAGGAUGCACCUGCACUCCUGGAUGUGGACGACAGCGAUGAUGAGGAUGACAAUGACAGCGCGGAUGAGGACAGUGACGACGACGUUCCACUGCCCGAAAUUAGGCGCCGGCAUCACGCCGCGCGCGCCGCGCAGCCACCACCACCUCCUCCCCCGGCUCCAGAACUGCGCCAUUCAGGUCGAACGCGCACGGCACCGGUAGCGGCCGAUGACGACCGCUAUUUCGUGUCCUCCUACACAUGGAAACCGAAGGGCCAGGAUGAUGUGGGUGGAGUGGGCGCUGAUGCCGCAGCAGCAGACUCGGAGAAUGCAGAGGAAGUGGGCGAUGCAGAGAAUGCUCACAAAGCCACAAGCUGGGAUGAACCACAGACCUACGAGGAGGCGAUGUCACGCCCCGAUGCUGCGCGCUGGAAGGCUGCAUGCGCAGAGGAGCUACACGCAUUUGUCAAAGCGGAGCUCUACGACAAAGUGGAGCGCCCGCGGAAUCGCAAGGUCAUAGACUGCAAGUGGGUCUUCAAGAUCAAGCGUGGACUGGACGGUGAAAUCGAGAAGUACAAGGCUCGACUUGUUGCCAAGGGCUUUACACAGGUUGAGGGCCUCGACUUCAAUGAAACCUUUGCACCCGUCGCAAAGUUCGCUUCUGUCCGAACACUACUUGCUCUUGCUGCCAAGCUCGACCUCGAGAUCCACCAGAUGGACGUCAAAUCGGCAUUCCUGAAUGGUGAUCUUGAUGAGGAGAUCUACAUGAAGGUUCCCUCUGGCUUCCGCAGGUCCAACAGCCUCAUCUGGAAGCUGAACAAGGCCCUCUAUGGUCUUAAGCAGGCUGGACGUGAGUGGUACAAGAAGAUCCGUGCUGAGUUCGAGGCGCUUGGGUUCACCCGCUGCCACUCGGACCACAGCGUGUUCUACAAGAACGAUGACGGUAUUCUCCUCAUUAUCGCCAUUUAUGUCGAUGACAUGCUCAUUCUUUCUGACAACCUCACUGCUGUCACCACCCUCAAGGAAGAUCUCAAGUCUCGCUUCGAGAUGACCGACCUUGGUGAAGCACGGUGGCUCCUUGGCAUGGAAAUCGCUCGUGAUCGUCCUCGCCGUGUCCUUGAGCUCUCGCAACACCAGUAUGUCGAGAAGUGUCUCGCACAACAUGGUAUGGCCAAUUGCCGCCCGGUCAGCACACCUAUGGCACAGAACCAGAAGCUCGUCAAGCUCUCGGAGGCGGAGAUCGACCCGAAGCCUUACCAGAGCGCGCUUGGCUCUCUCAUGUAUGCAAUGAUCGGGACUCGCCCCGACCUUGCAUUCACGGUGGGCGCGUUGAGCCAGCAUGCUGCAACACCAGGCAAGGAGCACUGGAUUGCUCUUAUGCGAGUCUAUCGCUACCUGCGUGGGACAGCAGACAAGAAGCUCGUCUAUUGUGGCACUACCAAGGAGAAGAAACCCCUUCUCAGAUACGUGGAUGCAGAUUGGGCAGCGAACGUCAACAACCGUCGAUCGGUCACAGGUUUUGUUUUCCUCAUAUCAGAAGGCGCUGUCAGCUGGUCUUCAAAGAGGCAGCACUCGACGGCGCAGUCCAGCACUGAAGCUGAGUAUAUGGCUGGAGCUCAUGGUACAAAGGAAGCAGUCUGGCUUCGCGCUUUCCUCUCGGAGAUUGGACAGGUUCAGAAGGGCCCUACUCCAUUGCUCAUCGACAAUCAGUCCGCCAUCGCGCUAUCCAAAAAUGCUGCUUUCCAUGAACGCACCAAGCACAUUGCCGUCCGCUACCACUUCAUCCGCGAGAAGUAUGACUCCGGCGAGAUCGAACCUGAGUACGUUCCUACCGGAAAUCAGGUUGCUGAUGUCUUGACGAAGGGGCUUCCUCGUGAGAAGCAUGAGAAGUUUUCAGCGGGGAUGGGCUUGGCUUAA